Molecule: messenger RNA, 721 nt
Organism: Oreochromis niloticus (Nile tilapia)
Lineage: Eukaryota; Metazoa; Chordata; Actinopteri; Cichliformes; Cichlidae
Product: V-set domain-containing T-cell activation inhibitor 1
Exons: 3
Coding region: 151-621 (156 amino acids)
Biological process (GO): positive regulation of T cell proliferation; immune response; T cell costimulation
Cellular component (GO): external side of plasma membrane
Source: RefSeq, a predicted model, not a curated record
GGAACUUCAGGAAACUCUGGAGCCCUUAAAGAAGAAGUUAAAGUUUCCCAGCAUGCUCUGGCUGUGGUGGUGGAGGUAUAUGAGGGGGAGACUUCUGUCCUCUUGCACUAUGUUUACAAAGGUUCGAUACGUGAGGACAAUCCCACAGUGAUGUGGACUCGCAGUGACCUCAAUCCCAAAUCUGUCCACCUACAAGGAAAAGGAGGAGACGAUCUUAAAGGGCAAAACCAGCGCUACAGUGGGCGCACAUCAAUGAGUCGUUAUGCAUUAAACACAAAAGACUUCAGCCUCACUCUGAGGAAACCCAAACUGACUGACAGCGGUAUUUACACCUGCUCCAUCAGUGCUGGAGGAGGAGAACAGAGACUGAGUGACAUCCAGCUGCAUGUCAAAGAUCAUCACGUGGAGGUGAAGGUGGAGGAAGGCUCAGAGUCUGUCACCCUGCCCUGCAAAACAACACCUGACCUGCCUGAGAACACCAGAGUGGAGUGGACUCACUCUGACCAUGAACUCUUGAUAGUUCAGGAGUAUUCAAACAAAGGUGGCAAACUUAUGAAACAGGACAAGUUUUACAGAGACCGAACAGAAAUGAAUGAAGACCUGCUGAAAACUUCAGCCUGACCCUGAAACAGCCCACAGAGAGACACAGGAGGAUACAUCUGCACCAUCUACAGGGACAAAGACAUCCUGAGACAGAAAGUAGUGCUGCACUAUGUCAGAG